Molecule: messenger RNA, 335 nt
Organism: Staurois parvus
Lineage: Eukaryota; Metazoa; Chordata; Amphibia; Anura; Ranidae
Source: the annotation of a GenBank genome assembly
UACAUAAUAAUAAUAAUAGUAAUUAAAAAAAAAAAAAAAAUAUAUAUAUACACCGUAUUUUUCACCCCACAAGACGCACAUGACCAUAAGACACGCCUAGUUUUUAGAGGAGGAAAACAAGAAAAAAAAUAUUCUGAACCAAUGGACUGCAGACAUAGUACAGGAGAUGACAAGAGACUGCGGACAUAGUACAGGAGAUGACCAGAGACUGUGGACAUAGUACAGAAGAUGACCAGAGGCUGCAGACAUAGUACAGAGGAUGACCAGAGACUGCAGACAUAGUACAGGGGAUGACCAGAGACUGCGGACAUAGUACAGGAGAUGACCAGAGACUG